GUCGAUUCCCAACACGCAGCAACCCACACACCCACACCCCACUCCUCUCGCUCUCUCACACACAAUGGCGCCCCUGUCGACCGCUGCCCGCGCUCUGGCGCGCUCAGCAGCUGCUACACGAGCCUCCCCCGUCGCCGCGAGAUGCCUGUCCACGACCGCCGCCCGCGCCGACGCCGGCUCGUCCUACGAGUCGCCCUUCAAGGGCGAGCGCAACACCACCCGCGUGCCUGACUUCAGCCACUACGCCUCCAAGAGCUCGCCGAACAAGAACCUGAUGUACCAGUACUUCAUCGUCGGUGGGAUGGGCGGCAUUACGGCCAUGGGUGCCAAAUCUACGAUCCAAGAGUUCCUCAAGAACAUGUCCGCAUCGGCUGAUGUCUUGGCCAUGGCCAAGGUUGAGGUUGAUCUUGCUGCUAUCCCAGAGGGCAAGAACGUCAUCAUCAAGUGGCGUGGCAAGCCCGUCUUCAUUCGACACCGUACCGAGCACGAGAUCGCCGAGGCCCGCAAGGUCAGCAUCCAAUCGUUACGAGACCCUCAGGAUGAUGCCGACCGUGUGAAGAAGCCCGAGUGGCUGGUGAUGCUGGGUGUUUGCACGCAUCUGGGUUGUGUGCCUAUUGGCGAGGCCGGUGACUUUGGUGGCUGGUUCUGCCCCUGCCACGGUUCCCACUACGACAUUUCUGGACGUAUACGCAAGGGCCCCGCUCCCCUCAACCUCGAGAUUCCAGAGUACGACUUUGGCGAGGACGACAAGCUCGUCAUCGGUUAAACGAUCCCAACGCACAUACACAACAGGGGAGGGCAGGAGGAAGGUUGUACGAGUACGGCGUGGAGAACCGACGACGACAGCGUUCCAGCUGGAGGAGACAAAAACGUCACCAGGCCUAUAGACGCACAGCGUGGGCGGGUAGAGAGGGGUCAGGAGGGAAGACAGGUGGGAGGCAAAAGAUGAACCGGGCGGGGAUUUAUACUAGAGCGGCUCGCCUUCAAUGCCAUUGUACAAAAACCGUCUGAGCAUUGCAAAAUCCAAGAACAACUAUUUUCUCUUUUUCUUA
Messenger RNA from Cryphonectria parasitica EP155, 1052 nucleotides. Its product is annotated as ubiquinol-cytochrome c reductase iron-sulfur subunit, mitochondrial. Gene Ontology annotation, molecular function: 2 iron, 2 sulfur cluster binding; quinol-cytochrome-c reductase activity. The coding region runs from base 65 to 766 and encodes 233 amino acids. The record is from RefSeq and is a predicted model, not a curated record. Gene Ontology annotation, cellular component: membrane. The transcript is spliced from 4 exons. Gene Ontology annotation, biological process: mitochondrial electron transport, ubiquinol to cytochrome c. Lineage: Eukaryota; Fungi; Ascomycota; Sordariomycetes; Diaporthales; Cryphonectriaceae.